Messenger RNA from Metopolophium dirhodum (rose-grain aphid), 1058 nucleotides. RefSeq lists its product as uncharacterized. NCBI's taxonomy places the organism in Eukaryota, Metazoa, Arthropoda, Insecta, Hemiptera, Aphididae. The transcript is spliced from 2 exons. Bases 432 to 920 code for a protein of 162 amino acids. The record is from RefSeq and is a predicted model, not a curated record.
UGGCAGUGAUUUUUGGAUUUAUUUAGCCGAGAAAUUAAUAAUUUGUAUGGUUUUGUUAGCAAAUAAAUCGAAGUGAUAAUAUUCACUGCCAGCCGGCUUCCGAUCGGUAUGAUUCGGCGUAUGGAAGGGGAACCGACGCGCAGCGAAGAAAGCGUUUUUACGUAUGGACUCCAUAGAUAAUAUAGUAUAUAUAUUUAGCCACGGUUAUUAAUAUCUGUGGAGUUAACUUGUAUCUUAUCAAUCUUAUCAAUAAAUAUAAAAUAGCAAAUAAUUAACAACAAUGCAAAAUGCAAAUUGCAAUAGUUAAAUAAUUUAUGUUUGCAGUUUGGUAAAAAUUGGAUGUAAAUCUUUUAUAAUCGUAAUUUUUUUUUAUUUUAAUUUUAAACUAUUCAUUGUUUUGUAAAAAAGUUCUCUGUAAAAGGAAGAUAAAUAUGGAUGAAGACAAAGGAGGUAUUACAUUUGUAAAUUGCAUUGGUUCUGACAUUAAUAUAUUUAAAAAACUACCAUAUGAAGAUAAUUAUGAAUGUGAAACUUGUUUACUGUAUGAUGAACCUGAAUAUCAUAUUGAUGAUCCUGAAUAUGUUAAUACUACUUGGAAAUUUUUUGACAAUAUAACGAAGAGAUAUCUAUUAGGGAAUGGGAAAGAAAUUUUUCAUUACCAAAAAUAUGAAUGCCCUCCACUAAUAGUUAAAAUUAACACUCCGUUAUAUACUUUACAAGAACUUUGCAAAUAUACAAUUUCCACAAGACUUUUAUUUAACAAUAUUAGUAAUAAAGAAAUCGAUGAAAUGGAAUUACCUGAACAGUUUAAAACUGAUAUAAAAAGUUGUGUACAGAAAUUAGAAGAAAGGUAUGAAGCAGAUGAAGAUAAUUGUAAUCAAGAUUGGACAGUAUACCAUGAAGAAGAAUAUAAUUAUUAAAAUGUUUUAAAUAAACAUUUAUAUAUAUAUAUCACUAUACACAUUUUACUCUUUACUUUUAAAUAUUAUAUAAUUUAUUUAAUUUUAUUAAAACAUGUUAUCAUCACAGAUUUCAAAAUAAAAACAUUUAAUCCUCAA